Messenger RNA from Sclerotinia borealis F-4128, 1533 nucleotides. NCBI's taxonomy places the organism in Eukaryota, Fungi, Ascomycota, Leotiomycetes, Helotiales, Sclerotiniaceae. The record is from the annotation of a GenBank genome assembly.
AUGGCGACUGUCUCGGACGUGAUCGCAACACAGAAGAAAGAGAAUGUUUUGUUCCCACCAGAGACCGAAAUUGUCGAGGCUGGUGCUUCCGGUACGCUUACCAUAGGACUGGUCAAUCGAAGCACUUCAAGCACCGUCUAUGCAUACAUCACCGGUCUUUCCAUCAGCAACAACUAUGCCGUGAUACUUCUUCAAGCUAACGGGUCGACCCUGUACUACCCUACAAAUCCAUCAUCAAACGGAACUGCCUUAGCAGCAAACUGUGCCAUCUCGCUAGGAGCCCCCGGCUCUACCACAACAGUCACUAUUCCAUACAUUGCAGGUGGUCGAAUUUGGUUCUGCGUCGGGAGCACUUUGACAUUUCUGCUCAAUCCAGGUGCUGCAGGGCCUGGAUUGGUUGAACCCUCAGUCAGCAACACCUCUGAUCCAAACUACUCGAAAAGCUGGGACUUCUGUGAGUUUACAUACAACAGCUCCGAGCUUUUCGCAAACAUUACCUACGUCGAUUUCGUAUGCCUUCCUAUCGCUUUGACACUCAACAGUACAAGCGGUGCAGUGAAACACGUUGGAGGUUUACCUGCCAAUGGACUUGUCACGGUUUGCAAUGGCCUAAUAGCACAAAAUGCGAUCGAUGGGGCUGGCUGGAAUCAACUCAUUAUCAGGAACGGCGGUACAAACUUGAGAGCCCUCAGCCCAACUCAAGGUAUCAUGUUCAAUCCGGCACUAUUCCGAAACUAUUGGACCGCCUAUGUCAAUGCUGUAUGGGCUGCCUAUGUGAAGACUCCCUUAACCGUCAAUACUCAAGCAUCAUGGGGAAAUGUCCCUGGGUCUAUAUCCAAUGAUUUCACUUACUUGACGUUUGGAAGCAUCGGCUCCUUCACAAAACCAUCGGCCGCCGACAUAUUUGGCGGUGCGUCGGGGGCUUUUGCAGCACAGCCUAUCAAUACUGACCAGCUUUUGAACAUUGGCGCACGACUCGAUGCAGCAUUUAAUCGAUCAACUCUUCUCGUUGAUGCCUUCCAGCCAAGCAAUGAAGUUGUGUCAACGUACUACAAAAAUGCAAUCACAAACCACUUUGGAAGAAUUGUGCAUGCUGCAAAUGUGGACGGCCUCGGUUACUGCUUCCCAUAUGACGAUGUCACCCCUGAUGGAGGUAUUAAUCAAUGCGGGGCAGUAAACGAUCCAACGCCCGCCUCUUUCAUUGUCACAGUUGGCGGCGGCAAUGCAUAUGCACAAAGCAAGGCUCGUAGAAGCGGGAUCGACAGUUCUACCGACGAAAUUUCUACUGGAAUUCUCCGUGAAAAAGGAUCAGCUCCGGGAAAAAAACCAGAACUGCCAUCGUACUUAGAUUCAGAUGACCGAGAUCUGAAAUCCGGAAAGAACCCAAAACUUGCCAAUGAAACUGUUCCCUCAAAGAAGAACAAACCUUCAGUGAUGAAGUUUCCCGUUGUUUUUGAUCGUCUUUUCGGAAAGUACAUGACAGUAAGUCGCUGGAAUUCCUCAUCUCGCCGCAAAUCUUCAUCCCCAACCUAA